GUUUGAAGACCUGUCCAUGGUCCUGAAGCCCGGGAAUGGUCGAGACGCUAAGUAUAGCAGUGAUUGGAGCCCCGGGAGUGGGAAAAACUUCCAUUAUCCGACAGUUUCUUUAUAAUGACUUCACUGAGGGCUACACUACGACCAACUCAAGGUAUGCGUACCGACCCUCAGUGAUUUUGAAUGGUAACAUGUUCGAUUUGAAGAUUAUGGACGUCCCGCCUAUUUUGUCCUUCCCCGCCAGCACCUGCCAGGAGUGGCUGGAUCUGCGUUGCCAUGGAGUCCGGACUGCCAGUGCUUACAUCCUUGUGUAUGACAUCUGCUGCAUGGAGAGUUUUGAGUACAUAAAAAUGAUUCGGCAGCAGAUUGUAGACAACAGGGCGAGCAGCAGUGGAGAGGCCCCCAUCCUGGUGGUGGGCAGCAAGCGGGACCUGCAGAGGCAGCGCUUCACCUCUCGAAGGGCCGUCUCCUUGCUGGUCAAGAAGACCUGGAAGUGCGGCUACAUCGAGUGCUCAGCCAAGUACAACUGGCACAUCACCCUGCUCUUCAAAGAGCUGCUGGCCAGUGCCGUAGCACACGGGCUUAAGCAGAACCACUCCUCCAUUCGCCUGCAGGGGGCGCUGCACAGAAACCGCUGCAGCAUCAUGUGACUGAGGGCCGUAUGCAGUCUUUAUUUCAGUUGUUAGGAUCUACCAAUUCUGUUUAUUUUUUUCAAUUCAAAUUUUGUUUUACAGCAGGAUGCAUCAAAAGUGUUGCGACCAAAGUUUUUUUCCUUUAAUAAGCUUCUAUAUCCAUUCCAUGUCCUCACUUCCUUCCUUGUUCAUUUAAACUUUUCAUUCCUUUUAACAACUCUGAAACAUGGGUGAAAUUAUUGAAUCCUUCAUACAGUAGUUUCUAAACCACUUUCUGAAAUCCACAAACAUAGCUGCUGUAUGUCAUGUUUGUGUGAAGUCUUGUGCACUGAAGUGUGGUUGCCAGUUAAAGCAGUGCAGUAUCUGGGAAAACGGCUAUAUGUUUUAGUUAAUCGCUUCUGUCAUUCAUUAAUGCAUGGGGUUGCAACAGCAGAAACAAAAAUGCUAGCUUCACACGCAAAUGUUUAGCAUAACAUUGACCUUUCCAUGAAUACGUUGCAGUUAGCUCAUUUAUCAUGAACAUUAUAAUCCCAGUUCAACAGACUAGCUCGGAAAUGUGUUUUUCAAAGAAAAUUUGCAGGGAUAGAUAGGUAGCGUUUGUGACUUAUUUUGAAUUCUGUGUUUGUGGCGUAUUUGUUCUUGGUAAGUACUGAACUGAAUAUAUUGUGUUUUAAUGCAUGCACAGACUGUGUAAGGGAUCAAGUCAAAACUCAAGCUCCAAACAAUAUCCAUCCUAAACCCAGUGCUGCUUAUUAAUAACCAGACCUUUGCUGCUGCGUCAUUAAAAUGAUUAGCUGCCAGCAAUCAGGCUUAUGUGAAAUCUCCUCUGAACUGGAUAAAGUCCUAGACCCCGAUCAGCACUAAAUAAUCUCUGACUAAUAUUACCUUAGGAAAGUAGGUUAAGAUUAGUGCUUAUCAGGGUCUGUGCACACAGCCACAGAAGACCUCUUUUCUAAUUGGAUGUCGUUCUGUGUAGCUCUGAGUGGCUUUGCUCGGAUAUUGGUUUUUUGGAGGGCAAUGCUUUGAACUGGUUUGAGCCCAGCUCUUCAGUGAAGUGGCCACAUUAAUUUUUCAUGCAACUUCCCCAUUCCAUUUAGUAAAUGAGGAAUAUCUUUAGUUUGACCUCUCACUGAAUGCUCAUUGUUUACUGAAAGUACAGUAAUAAUAUUAUUGGAGUAAUAAUAUUAGAGUCACAUAACACUACAAAUAGCCACCAAAAUUCACUCACUGGAAUGGGGAAAAGAAGUUAGUGCCAGCAACUUCGAUAAGCUACUGGGCUUUUCAAAACAGUUCAUAUGAACAAUAAAAAUCAGUAUUUUACAGAAAACAUUCAUAACUACUGAGAAUGACUGGAAAAAAUGAUAUAAUGUGAUUAUUACUCUUUACUAAUUCUCAGUACAGGUAAGAAUGUCAUAGUUAGGUUCUGGGGUCUAAAGAUAUUAAACUUCUGAUCCAUCAGUUCCUUUGUCCCAGUAUUGGUUUUGACUUUGUGCUUUUUUUUUCUUCUUUGAAAUGGACAAUGCAAUAUUGUUCUUGUCUGUUUAUUGCAAAAAAAUUCUAUAUAUUCUUUGAACUAAAAGGGCUUCUCUUUUGUAACAGACAAGAUAGUUUUUUUUUAGAUUUAGAAUUAAACUAUUGUCUUUGAAGUUACUAAAUAAUAAAAUUGUUAGAAUACUG
Polyodon spathula (Mississippi paddlefish) is the source of this 2306-nucleotide messenger RNA. RefSeq names its product ras-like protein family member 10B. NCBI's taxonomy places the organism in Eukaryota, Metazoa, Chordata, Actinopteri, Acipenseriformes, Polyodontidae. Gene Ontology annotation, molecular function: GTPase activity; GTP binding. The record is from RefSeq and is a predicted model, not a curated record. The coding region runs from base 36 to 647 and encodes 203 amino acids. The transcript is spliced from 3 exons.